AUGUCUCAAACAGAGGUCCUAUCCAGCCUUGCGUCACUUCCUUCACCUCUGCCCCCCACCCCUGAAGUCGAGGUCUUCACCAGAGAACAGUGGGACAUUCUCUUUUCGAUCAUGGGAGUGUUUGUUCCCUCCAUCUCCGUCAGCAGUGAUGAAAAGAACUCGGCGAUCUCCCCCGCGGAGCUUGACCAAGCUGUCUCUAAGCUCAAACAAUACCUCCCCGAGGGCUCCUCCGAAGAUGUAGUUAAAGAUUAUCUCGCAGAAUCAAUCGUCCCAGAACCAGCCUUCAGGGAACAUGUGGCGCGGCAAUUCACACUAUUCAUCCCACCCUCAGGUGUCAAAGGUCUAGGCUUCGUCCUCUCCGCCCUCAAUACCACAGUGGGAUCCUAUCUGCUCACGGGCUACUCUUCGCCAAUCCACACUCAAGACCUCCUAACCCGCACGAGUAUAGUCUGCAACUGGGCCCACUCCCGCCUUCCGCCCCUCCGCGCGGUCUUCCGCUCCGUCAGCGGUCUAGCAAGACAAUCAUGGAUCGCCACAUCUCUCCAGAUCCCCCGUGUGAUCGGAUUUCCCCCAACACCCAAACACAUCGAACGAAAUCCCAGCUACGCCUUCAAAUUCCACGACUUCACUUCACCAGCAACACCCGCCAGCCUCACCACCGAUGUCAUCAUCAUCGGCUCUGGUUGUGGAGCAGGGGUUACAGCCUCCCACCUCUCCCGAGCAGGACUCAAAUGCCUCGUCCUAGAGAAAUCCUAUCACUUCCCCUCGACACACUUCCCCAUGUCCCCCAAUGAAGGAAAAGAGCACCUAAUGGAAAACGGCGGAUUCGUCGCAUCCGACGACGGCUCCAUAGUCGUACUAGCCGGCAGCACAUUUGGCGGCGGGGGGACUGUCAACUGGUCCGCAUCGUUACAGCCACAAUACGCCGUGCGCGAAGAAUGGGCGGCCAGCGGCCUCCCUCACUUCACGGGCGUCGAGUUCCAGGACUGCCUCGACACCGUCUGUGAAAGAAUGGGCGUGGCCAAAGCCACAGACCUAGAAUCCCUACGCAAGAUCGAGCACAACUUCACCAACAGCAUGCUCCUCGAAGGCGCGCGACGCCUGGGCAUGAACGUUGAAGUGGUACCGCAGAACACGGCGUCAAAGCGCCAUUUUUGCGGCUACUGCACGUACGGCUGCGCAAGCACCACUAAACAAGGGCCCGCCAACUGCUGGCUCCCCGACGCCGCCGUCCACGGCACCGAAUUCGUCGAAGGCGCCUUCGUGGAAGAAAUCGUCUUCGAAACCAUCGAUGGCCGCAAAACCGCCGCUGGCGUCAAAGCAACGUGGACAUCACGCGAUCGCCAAACCACACGCAGCCUCGCAAUCUCCGCUAAGCGCAUCAUCGUGGCUGCAGGAGCGUUGAACUCGCCUCUCGUCCUCCUGCGCAGCGGGCUCAUAAACCCACACAUUGGCGCAAACUUGCAUCUCCACCCAACCAGCACGAUCUGGUCCGUCUGGCCCCAACGGACGAACCCAUGGGAAGGCUCGAUAUUGACUGUCGCCGUGACUUCGCUCGAGGAUCAGGACGGAGCGCACCACGGCCCCAAGAUCGAAGCCAUCUGCUCAACCCCCGCGUUCGGGAUCGCCAAUCUACCGUUCCGCGUACCUGCCACCCGAACGCAAAAACCCAUCCUCUCGUCUGCCCUCGACCUGAGACUCAACGCCGCCAAACACGGCCACGGUGCCGGCUUCAUCUCCAUUACCCGGGACGCCGACAGCGGGCGUGUAUACUUCGACCCGUCAGAUCCAACGCGCCGCCGGGUGCGCAUCGCCUAUACCCCUUCGUCCCGCGACCUCCGGCACCUGCUCGCAGGCCAAUUGGCCGCUGCGCGCAUUCAAUUCGUCAUGGGCGCUUCGGAGAUUGACACAUGCCAUCCGGGCGGAGAGCGGUGGGUGCGGCCAUCAUCAGUAUCAGUGGCCGUCAACACCUCGACAGACGUGGACGUGGAUGAAGAGUCUUUCUGCCGCUGGCUUGCAAGUAUACGUGCUCGAGGCCUAACGAGCCCGGACCCCUGCAUGGUGGGCUCUGCGCAUCAGAUGGGCACAUGCCGCAUGAGUUCGUCGAGUAAGAAUGGCGUCGUCGACAAGCAUGGUAAAGUCUGGGAUAUCGAUGGGCUGUAUGUUGCGGAUGCGAGUGUGUGUCCGAGUGCGACAGGGGUGAAUCCCAUGAUCACGACGAUGGGGAUCGCCGAGUGGAUUUCCAGAGGGAUCGUAAAGGAGAUAAAAAGGGACAAGAACCAGGGAGAUUGA
Rhinocladiella mackenziei CBS 650.93 is the source of this 2292-nucleotide messenger RNA. RefSeq lists its product as uncharacterized. The transcript has a single exon. The coding region runs from base 1 to 2292 and encodes 763 amino acids. Gene Ontology annotation, molecular function: flavin adenine dinucleotide binding; long-chain-alcohol oxidase activity. The record is from RefSeq and is a predicted model, not a curated record. Lineage: Eukaryota; Fungi; Ascomycota; Eurotiomycetes; Chaetothyriales; Herpotrichiellaceae.